GGUCCACGCCCACUCUGAGUGGCUUUAAUUGUGAAAGCGUGACGCCGGAAGUCGCGCACUAGUGCUGCGGAGCUCGACAGCCGUGGCCGCCGGUUUUCCACGGUUCCUCCCGGGGACAGACACCGACCUCCCCCGCUCCUCUGGGUCCUGUCCAGGCUCGGGUCUGGCUCUGGUUCCGGGGAGCCCCGCGGCCCUCCUGCCGUCCCGGCGUCCUGCGAUCUGCGCUCCGCGGUGCGCCUCCACCAGCAGCAUCUCUCCUGGUGCGGCGCUGCUCCUCUGACUGGAGGAAUCUGGCUCCGGCGGCGUUGGACCCGGACCAUAAACGGACCCAUUGACAUUCAGACAGCGUGGCCGGCUGCUGGGAGGCUGCAGCUGCAGCAGCAAACCUGCCGGUGAAGCCGAGGCGAAGGCUUGCUCCUGCUGAAACGCAGAGGUUUUGUGCAAAAACGCUGUGGCCUUCAGCAUUCCUGGAAAGACUGGCAAACACCAACGUCGAUAAUCGAUCUCACAGGAAGCCUCGGGGAUCUGGAGGCACAGCGAGGGAGGAAAAGAAAUCUGUUACAGUGAGAGGAAUGCAGCGGUAGACCUGUACCUGUAGAACGGGUCACCAGCCGGCACAAAGCGGACACUACUCCGAUCGGAGUCACCUGAAGGUCAGUAACCAACCGGACGCUCCGCUGCUUAACGAGAACACCAGGCACAGCUGGUUGAAAACAAUUAAAUUAGUGCUUUGAACGAAGCUUAGCACACAACGGCACGACCGUGCACACUCCUGCUGAGGCCUGAAGGACAGAUGCUGCCCUCACCCUGCCGCGCAUCAUCCCCUCAAAUCCAGCGGAUGGUUGUUCCUCGCUGCUUCAUGUGUGGGUAAAACGUCAGACGCACACCCCCGGUACACUUCUGCAGCGAGUAUGAUCUAUUGCUAUCGCUGUGCUUUUCAGUUUUUCCCCCCGUGGGGACAGAGAUGAGAUAAAAGGGCUGCGCUGUGGAGAAUCCGAACUUCUCAUGUGAGGAAGACCUGAAUUCAACAAUACUCUUGUACAACGUCUCAGUGCCGUGGUGAAGUGGAUUCAGACAGUGCGGACCGAAACGAGGAGCAGAGAAGGAGAAAAUAGAGGAAGAGGAGGGUGUUUUUUUUUUAAUGUCCAUAACGAAGGACCUCCUCCCCUCUGCUGCUCCUCCCUCCGUCUUCCCUCUCUCUCUCCUCUGAUCUGCCAGCGUUCCUUGGCUCCGGUGCUUCAGUGCAGAGAGGAGACGGCGAUAGGAAAGGAGGCUGAGCGGAAGGAGCCGAGCGCGGCAUCAACACAGGACAGAGCCUCUGCAUCCCUCCUCCGGGAUCUCGCUGAAGCCGCAUCGUGGAGCGAAGGCAGCGCACCCACAGGGCCGGGAAAGUUUUCAAGGGAAACAAACGGGUGAAUGAAGGCUGAGCUCACUGAGGAGAGAAUCUGGAGAGGAGUUCGGACGCCGUCGGGUCACAGCUGCGGCGGAGAGGAGCAGCAUCUCUGAGCGUGACACUAAUCCAUCCGCCGUCUGGGGCCCCCCCGUUCCUGCUGCUCUGACCAACGGGGCACUCUGGCGUGACGGCGGGCUCCUCCCAGUAACCAGGCCUCCAGGUACAGUGGCAGGCCCAGGGGUGGGGGCAUGGCCGUGGGGGGGCCGCAUCCCGUCCUCCACGCUCCACCGCGACAGAGGCUUCGGCUGGGGGUCCUGGGGCAGGGGCCCGCCCAAGGUGGCCCCCAGACUAUCGGAUCUCCGCCCCUGGAUGAGCGGAGGGCUGGUGGUGGCGGGGGGAGGCAAUCCGGGGGGAGGCGGAGGGGACAAAGGGGGCAAAGUGAGAUGCUCCCGCAGACUCUGGCUUCUCCUCGGAACGCUGGCCCUCGUCUUCCUCACCUCGCUCUUCUUGUCCGUCUCGCUCCGCGGUGCCGUCGGCUUCAACUACCUGGAGCCCCCCGGGUGGGAGGAGUCCAGGCGGGUGAAGCUGGUGCCCAGCUACGUGGGGGCACACCGGCUGUCACCCCCUGAAGCGUCCCUGCAGAAAACAUGUGCCUGCCCUCGCUGCGUCGGGGACCCCGGAGUCUCGGACUGGUUUGAUGAGAACUACGACCCGGAUAUCUCUCCAGUCUGGACCAGAGACAACAUCCAGCUGCCCCAAGACGUCUACUACUGGUGGGUGAUGUUACAGCCCCAGUUUAAACCCCACAACCUCCAGCAGGUGCUGCUCAGGCUCUUCCAGGUGAUUCCCGGGCGGUCGCCGUACGGCUCGUGGGAUCCAGGGCGCUGCCUGCGCUGUGCCGUGGUGGGGAACUCUGGGAACCUGCGCGGAGCUGGAUAUGGGGCGGCCAUCGAUGGACACGACUAUAUCAUGAGGAUAAAUCUGGCCCCCACUGUGGGCUACGAGGACGACGCCGGCAGCCACACCACGCACCACUUCAUGUACCCGGAGAGCGCCAAAAACCUGGCGGCCAACGUCAGCUUCGUCCUGGUUCCCUUCAAAACGCUGGACCUGGUCUGGAUCACCAGCGCUCUGUCCACCGGCCAGAUCCGAUUCACUUACGCUCCAGUGAAGCAGUUCCUCCGUGUGGAUAAAGACAAGGUUCAGAUCUUCAACCCAGCCUUCUUCAAAUACAUCCAUGACAACUGGACCAAACAUCACGGGCGAUACCCAUCCACCGGCAUGCUGGUCCUUUUCUUCGCUCUUCACGUCUGUGACGAGGUGAACGUGUUUGGCUUUGGGGCCGACAGCCGAGGAAACUGGCACCACUACUGGGAGCAGAACCGAUACUCUGGAGAAUUCAGGAAGACGGGCGUCCACGACGCAGACUACGAAGCUCAGAUCAUCCAGCAGCUGGCCAAGGCCGGAAAAAUCACAGUAUUCCCUGGGAAAUGACCCGGAAAGUCGAUCUGAUCACAAAUGGACCCCGGCUUGGAUUCAAGCUGGAAUAGAAGCUAACAUUUUUUCUGAUGGGGCUCGUCACGUGAGGUGAAGUAGGAUCAAGAGAACAUUUUUCCUUUUUGGGAGCCGAGCCUCCACUCGGACUGUGAAGUGAAAUGCUUCACCGUUAUUGGUCUGAUGUAGGGCUGAACAAUGAGGAAAGCUGGAAAUUAUGGCUGAACAGCUGGACCACUCAGAAAAAACUGCAUCAGCUUUAUUAAGAGAGAUGCAGAAAUCAUCUCUGCCAGUUCAGUAAACUCCAAAUGUUCAUCCAUGGAGGAAUAUUUAAUCCUUGAUUACUGACAAAUUGUCCUUCACACCCAUUCUUCAUGUCAGAAGCUGUUGUGUGACUUAAAUAUCCAGCCAUGUGGGAAUAUUUCGCUGACAAAGAGCUGUCCUUUAGAAACAACAUCCUGCUUUGAUUUGCCUUAAAUUCUCUUUGAGGUUAAACAUACCCCGACUCUGCCAGGGUUGGUAUUGGAGGUCUCUCCCAGGAAACGAGGGCUCGUUAAGCAGGCCUGUGAUAAGUGUGGAUUAUCAGAUAAAACUCCGGAAACAUGAACAUUUCAGCCUUUCGACAAGUCUGACUCCAGAGAGGAGAGCCUCAGAUUAAACGUCAGUAAAGUUUUCAUCAGACAUCAUGGUUGGAUAGAGGUGGGCUGCAUUCUGAACGGGUCCGUCAGGGUUUCAUUUGGGUGAACAGCAGCCGCUACUCAAACGCUGCUUCCAUGUUGGUCAUGUGACCUGCAACCUGGACUGUGAGGAGCGUUUCAGACCAUGGUCCCACGAGACUGGUGGGAGAAAAACCCCUCGCCUUCAUUUACCACUCGACCCGAUCCUGGCUCGGCCAAAUAUGACUUCAGCUCAGUCUGGAGGAGGCGGAGCCGGCCUACGCCUUAGCCUUCACCUCUGAUGGCGACAUUUUCAGAGUGUGCCGCUUCGCUUUCGCUUUGAUUCUUAGAUUUUUGCUCAAACUGCAUUUUAUUUCCUUUGCUGCCAUCCUCAUUCUGUACGUUACCCAUCAAGAUGAAGAAAAAAAAAUGAGAAUCAAAGUGAUAAGCGCUGCAGAAUGGUGUUUUCUUGAUUGUUUUUUUUUUUUUUUUUUUUUUUUUUUGCUUUAAAUAAAAGGAUCCUGAGAGAGGAAGAAGCUAUUUUAAAAGCAACAAAAGGAGUGUUUUUGGUUUUGGAAGUGGCAGAAAUUCCAUCAAAAACAUACAAAUCUUUGAACAAAACACUUGUUCCUACGACAGGCUUCGUUAAAUUUUGUGUUUUUUAAUCACACAAGUUUCAAGUCACGAAAAACAAACAAAAUAGCUAUGAUGACCUGAGUUCAUACAGGAACUUGUUUUAACGUGAUGCUUUCAUGAAUGAAAAAAAGAUACUUACACCAACCCGGUCGUUUGUGAAAAAGUAAUUGCCCUCUGAACCCAGAACUUGGUCGUGACACCCUUGGUGGCAACAACGGUCAUCAAGCACUUGCAGCAACUGGUAAUUGGGCUUUGGCCUUGUUGUGGAGGCAUUUUGAACCUCUCUUCUUCACAAAAGUGUUUUAAUUCAGCCACGCUGGAGUGUUUUCAAGCAAGUAAAGUAGUAUUAAAACAUUUUUCUUUAGUUAACGUCAGAUGGGCACUUUGUGCCGCUUCUGGGCAGCCGUGGUUUGGGCCUUUAAAGCUGCUGUUUUUUACUGUAUUUUUUUUAUUUAUUUUUUUUGUUUAAUUUUGAGUCAUAACCUUUGGUCUUAGCUGAAGCAAAUGGGGUCUGCAAUGCUUAGAUGUUGUUCUGGCUUGUUUUGUGAACUCUUUGAGUAAUUUUGGUUGGCCAGGCACUCCUCUGGAUGUUUUAUCGCUGCUGCAGGUAUUUUCUGUUGGAUAUUGAGUCUCACUGUGAAUAACUAGAUUCCUAAAGCCUUAGAAAUGGCUUUAAAACCCUUCUUGGACAGUUCAGUCAGUGACGUUGUUUCUCAUCUUCUUGAAUUUCCUUAAAAUGGGGCAUGUUGCUAUCAAGAUCUUUUUGCCUUCAUAAUGUUGCCAUAAGACUUUUAUUUUCAUUGAUAUCUUGAUUCUAAAAGUCUGGCAGUAAUAAUAGGACUCGGGUAGCUUUUGUCAUUUAACAAAUGAUUUAGAAAAUUGCCUGCAUUAACUCAUGUCUUUGUCUGACACUAAAAUGCAUUUUAGUUCUCUGAAACAUUUAACUGUGGCAAAAAAAAAAAUAGAGACAUCUGUAAUGAGGGUAAAUACUUUUUCACAACACUUUACAGUUUCAGAAAAAGCAAAAAACGUAACAAUUUAGAAAAUGUAGCCUCCACUUCCAAGACCCCUCCAAAAUAUCUCAUUUUGGCCAGAAAGAGGAGUGAAACCUCGCAGAGAGUCCUUUCUAUCUGUGUUGAAGAAGCAGAACUAUGAAACUCCAUGUGUUUGUGACUGAAAUGUGAGCGAUUUAACUUUGUAUUAUCAUGUUUUUUGGGUUUCUGUUCUAGCAUUGAGCAAGUAAUUUCAGGUGGUAUCACAUGCACACAGAUAUAUAAAGGCUGCCAUGUUAUGUUGUAUUUUUACUGAAACUCAGUGUUCUGCUGGUGUUUUUCUUCCAUGCCAGGUUUUCUUGGAAGCUUCCUUGCUGAGCUGGGCUCAUUUUAACACAACUGAAUCCCAUCAUACUGUUUGUGUUUUCGGUUUCUGUGUCUGUCACAUGCUUUCGUGCCUUGUCUGGCUGCAGGACGACUCUCGCCUGCAGCUACUUCAUCAGCAACGCACACGUGCAACCUUUGUGUUUUUGCUCGUCUCACACAUUCACAUUUCAAGCUGAGAGCUGUGCCUUCUGAGCUGAACAUUUACACACAAACUCGCCACAUGACAACACACUCUGCCUUCUACUUUCUGCUUUGUGCACUUGUUGUUUCUACUAAUGGACAUGAUGUGAACUCAAUGUGGUGAAUUCAUAUGACAGUAUGUACAAAAUCUCCAGAUUCUGUCUUCUUUUCCGUUGUUUUCCUUCUAGGCAGCCAGACUUUCCUUUAAUCUCUUAAAGUAUUAAAGAUUUCUGAGCACUUC
Molecule: messenger RNA, 5979 nt
Organism: Fundulus heteroclitus (mummichog)
Lineage: Eukaryota; Metazoa; Chordata; Actinopteri; Cyprinodontiformes; Fundulidae
Gene: st3gal2
Product: ST3 beta-galactoside alpha-2,3-sialyltransferase 2
Exons: 8
Coding region: 1763-2887 (374 amino acids)
Molecular function (GO): beta-galactoside (CMP) alpha-2,3-sialyltransferase activity
Source: RefSeq, a predicted model, not a curated record